CCCCCCCCCCCCCCCCCCCCACUCUCCCGCACUAUCACACACGCAGCCCGCGCCAACCAUGCUUGCAGCCUCUCGCGCGCUCUGCCGGGCCCCGGUCCCGGCCCGCUCGCUCACCUCCGCGGCCAGCCCCCUGCCGCCGGAGCUCGCUGACUCGCUGACUCUCCGGCGAUUGCUGCCCGGGACGGCGGUCCUGCGCGCUGCGCUGGCGGUGGAUGUGGCCCUCGGCGCGCCGGAAACCCCGGACCAGGCGGACGUCCGGGCCGCCGGCGACCGGCGCCGGGUGUAUGCCCUGACCCCGGCCCCGGGCGCGUCGGCCGCCGUGCGGGACUUCCUCGCGCAGGCCCCCUACGCUCCGGCCCCGCCGGCCUUCAUCCAGGCGGCCCUCGCCCCGGCCGCCGGCGCCAUGCCGAACAAUGUCCACUUCCUGACGGACGUCCCCCUGGCCCCGGGCGCCGUGGCCACCGCCCUCCAACACCCGACCCAGGUGGAUCCAUCGUGCGACACGGCGGUCUUCUACUCGCUCAACGCCCCGCAGGGCGGCCUGGCCCUCGGGGCGCGCGUCCUGGACGAGGCCCUCGGCGCCCUGACCGCCGAGAGCGCCGGGCGCAUUCGCUUCUGGGGGACCCUCUCCCCGAUCCCGGGCUUCGGCCGGUGGCUUUCCAGUCCGGAGUCUCCGCUGCCCGGCGGCCUGCCGCCGGCCCUGGCCGAUCGGCUGGUCCGGCACUCGCCGCGCAUCGCCGCCCUCACAGCCGAGGGGACCCCCUCGAUGUUGCACGCCCUGGCGCGCUUCCUCCAGGAGCGCAGUGCCGCCGCCCCCGCCGCCCUCUUUGUCGACCCCGAGGAGGAGCAGGCCAUCGGCGCGGCGCUCAUGUUCCUCAUGUCGCACUAUGUAACCAGCAGGCGUGCCCGCGGCGGCGGCGGCGGCGGCGGCGGCGGCCCGGUGGACUCGGUGGCCCGCUUCCACCUGGGCAACGGAGCCCGCCUGGGGGCCAUCCACUGGCGUGCCCAGACCACCCCCAUGGGCAUCGCCGGCUUCGGCACCAUCAUGGCCAACUACAUCUACGACCUUGACAAGGUGGAACACCGCCGGGAGCACUUCCGCGCGGGCGGCCAGCGCCCCGACGGCCCGGAACUCCUGGUCGCCGAGGACAUCCUCCUUUGGCGCGACCCGGCCGCCUGGGACCGGCCCCUGGUCGCCGACACCCUGGCCAAGCAGCGCGCCUCGCCCUGGUGCCCGGGGUCCUGACACCACCGCGCGCCGACGCCGCCCCCCCCCC
This is a messenger RNA of Fonticula alba, 1277 nucleotides long. RefSeq lists its product as hypothetical. Gene Ontology annotation, molecular function: malonyl-CoA decarboxylase activity. The coding region runs from base 59 to 1246 and encodes 395 amino acids. The record is from RefSeq and is a predicted model, not a curated record. Gene Ontology annotation, biological process: fatty acid biosynthetic process. The transcript has 4 exons. NCBI's taxonomy places the organism in Eukaryota, Rotosphaerida, Fonticulaceae.